Molecule: messenger RNA, 2224 nt
Organism: Dicentrarchus labrax (European seabass)
Lineage: Eukaryota; Metazoa; Chordata; Actinopteri; Moronidae
Exons: 18
Coding region: 210-1652 (480 amino acids)
Source: RefSeq, a predicted model, not a curated record
UUGUGUUUUUUCCCAGGCAGUACAAGCUAAGUAAGAGAAUCAGUGGGAAACAUCAGGGACAUUGACUAUACUUCAGUUCCAACUGCAGCAAAAUACACAGCGUGUAUAAUUCUCAGGAGGAAGUUCCGCAAAAUGACACAUAAGUAUGUCAGAGUCUGUAGUCAGACACUAAAGUACCUUUAUGGACAGUCUCAGUAUUCAGCUUCAUCAUGGCUGGACACCUGUUGUUUGUCUUCCUCAUGUAUUCCUUUCACAAGAUUCAAGUUCACGCUCUUCAUCCACCUAAACUGAAAGUGAAUUCACUGGUGAUCACAGAGACAGACUCAGUCACAUUGAGCUGUGAGGCUCCAUCAUCUGUUUCUGUGUCUCAGUGUCAUUUCUACACUGUUAGCGGAGGAACUGUCAGAGUCCUUCCUUGUAUGAAGACACUGACAGGAACUGAACUGCUGUUAAUGUCACAUCAGAGUUCACCUGCUGAGGUUGAAGUGAAAUGUUAUUACACUGUAAAGAUUGGGGAUUUAAAUUCUCCAUCUCCACACAGUGACAUAUCCUCCAUCACCAUACACAGUCAAAAACCACAGAUGAGUCUUCAGCAUUUUGAGGGUGAACACGUUCUCUUUACUUGCUCUCUGCCUGGAUCUGCUUAUAAUGAUACGAGAUGUAACCUGUACUUUGGAGAAGAAAGUGAUCCAGGUGUAACAACAACCAUCUGGAAGAAAAGAAGCUCAACCAAUCAGUGGUUCUGCCAGUUUACCGUCAAAAUUGAUGAUUUGCUGAGACGUCUAAGUUUAAAUCAACAGAGUGAUGCCAGCUGUGAUUACAGUUUGGGAAAUGAAUCCAGCUCUUUGUCUCCUCGUAGUGAUCGAGGCAACUUAACCUACAUUGUGGAAAAAGAAUCAAACUCGGGUCUCACACGAUCAGCAGUUAUUGUGACCACAGGUCUGACUGUUAGCCGGCCUCAUGCUUCCACUCCUGUAACUCCUGCAACACAAACAUCACCUAACAGAAUUAUAGGUCUGACUGUUAGCCGGCCUCAUGCUUCCACUCUUGUAACUCCUGCAACACAAACAUCACCUAACAGAAGUACCGGUCUGACUGUUGGACCAAGUAACACUGAUAGUUUUAUCUCUUCUUCCCUAAUACCAGUGAAACCAGCAUCAGUCACAACUCUCAUGAAUCUGGCAUCAGGCAAUAUUACAGCUCUGACACUAAAUACCGCUAGCACUAAAGCUAGCUUGUUCCCUGAGACGUCACUAAUCCUAGCAUCAGAAACAUGGAUUCGGAAGUCGGUAAUAGUUGUGGCUGGUUUUGGAGUAACUGUGGGUGUUAUCUUACUGGGACUGGCACUUUUCUGUACCAAAAGAAGAACUGAAGGAUGUUCUUACAAGAGGACACAAACCAAUGUCACAGAUGACUUUAUGUACAUGAUAAAUCUUGACUAUGAGGGAUUGUUCUCUGCAGAUAUUGAUAAAGCCUUUGAUGUGAUCACCUCAUUACCUGGUGUUGAAUGUCCUACUGGUUCUGACAAACUAGACAGGCGAGAGCCUCAAACUGAGGACUCUGACAUAUACCAUGUGUACUGCACUAUCCCUGACGACCAACCUCCAUCAGCCCCGAAUGACAUGGUGUACAGCACAGUGCAGACUCACUGAAAAUGUUUUAUACCUAAAAGGAAUGUAGAUAUCUUGUUUAACAUUUGCAUCAAAUAACUAUUUGCAUAUUCUAACUACGUCAUUCAAUAGCCACAGUACUCUAUAUUAGGUGUUGAAGUGAAACAAUUAUAGUAAACAUAUCUACAAACUGUUUGUCCUCAACACAAAUGUUCAUACAUUUAUUUGCAAAAUAUUCUCUGUAAAUGUUUUUUCUAAAAUAUUUGUUCCUGGCAACCUAACACACUCUGGUUAAAUGCCUCCACCAACCAGUCAAGUUGCAGUUUACAUCCAUGUCUGUCCAGACUCAUAGAAUCAUGUGGUGAUCACUUAAAGAAUUAUAUAUAUAUGAUUAUAUAUACAUAUAUAUAUGUUUAAUUGUAUAUAUGUGUAGAAAAUUACAAAGUUUAUUGUUUCAGCUAAAUUAAAGGUAUCACUUUACUGGUGGUGUGAAUGAUUUCAGUGAAUAUACAUGUUUGAACUGAUGAAGGAUUAUUAUAGAUUUAUUGGCUAAACAGGUACACAUGCAAUUGAUCACAUGUAAUUGAUUAAAAAUGGAGUAUAGAUAUACAGAA